GGAGGGGUGGGGGGUGGACUGUGAGCGGCUUUAAAGAAGGAGCAGAUCGAGGAAGAGAGAAGCAGGAGGUCAGACAGAGCCACCAGGAGGCCCUUGGCACCCUGAUGAUGAACAUCCAGUCCGCCAUCAGCAGGGAAAUCUUUGCCCCGCAGGACGAGAAGUUACUGGUAGCAAUCGAGGUGAAGAAGAGGACGAGGAGGAGGCUGCCCUUCCUCACGGCCAGCCGCAAGAGAGACUAUGUCACCUUCCUCUGCCUGUCGGUUACGAAUAAGCGGCCCGUUCAGGUUUUCAUCACGAAGGUGAAACAAUAUCCUGCCUCUCCACGCUUUGCCAAACGAUCUCAGUGGUCAGUGGAGCAGCUCCGCCGGGUCGAUGGCAGCAACCCCAACAAGGACAGUCCAGAGUUUGAUCUGGUGUUCGAUCACAACCAUGACCAGUGGGUAGCCAGCUCGGCUGCAGAGAAGUGCAUGUUUGUCCAAAUUCUCUAUCAUGCCUGCCAGAACUACUGGGAGGGUAGGCUCGAGCCGGCCAAUGUGGGUGUCGGGACCGCUGGGGAUCAGAAGGGCCCCAGGACCUCAGGGGACCAGCCUGCUGUUCCAGGAGUGGUGGAGAGGAAGAAGGUCCAAACUGCUCCACGGCCAACAGAGUUCAUCAACUGUCAGUCCAAACUGAUGGGAGACGCCUGCUCUGUAAACAUGGUCAUCUACCGCUGUAAGAUCUUUUUGAACCGAAUGAAGAACACAAUGAUUGUAAACCAAGGCCAGCUUCAGGGCAGCAGCCAGAAGGCCUCUGCUGCUAAAAUGUCCACUGCAAAAGCAACCACUGCUAAAGCUUCCACUGCAAAAGCAUCUACUGCUAAAGUGUUCAGGCCCCCCUCCUCUCCUCCAGCAGAGAGGAGUAUGGGUAGUGUAGUCCGCAGGGCCAGUCAGGUGUUGAGUGAUCGUGGAGACUUCAGGGCUGCAAAACAACUUGCAAAAUCACCCAGAAGUUUGCCUUGAAGCAGCUGAAUUAAGAGGAUCAGACGCUUUUCCCUCUGUCCGCACCUUUAAUCUCUCUCCGCUGACCCGUACGACCUUUGAGGUUCCACCUUCUCCUCUGGAUGUGUGGAGGAUCUAAAACACUGCCCUCUUCUGGACUGGAGUGGACUCACAGGUUGCUUCUGUCUGAACGCUCCUUGCUCUGGAUGCUGCUGCUCCUCCUUUCUGCCACUAGAGGGCAGCUCUGCUCUACUUUAGCUUAUGUCGCUUUUUUGGGGGACGAUGUUUGGAUCUUUUAGACGCUCCUUUAGAUUUAGUUGGAUGAAGUGAGCUGUUUUAUCUGGUGGCUGCAGUUUCAGGACAAACAGCUCUUUUUUCCACAUUUGGAUUUUGCAUUCACUUCUUUACCUUAUCAACAGUAAGAACGGCAGAUUAUCUCAGCUAAUGUUUGGAUUAAAUGUAUGAUUUUGUUGUCACUCUGCAGUGAAAAAUCCUCACAUAAUUUAACAUGUUAAACGUGUAAAAUCCUGACCAUCUCAGAUCAAACACAGCAGAGAGGAGUAGGCAGCCCUAGAGUUAGUAAUAAUAUUAAUAAUACAUUUUAUACAUCAAUCAGCCAUAACAUUAAAAAACACCU
This is a messenger RNA of Colossoma macropomum (tambaqui), 1614 nucleotides long. RefSeq names its product syntaxin binding protein 6 (amisyn), like (gene stxbp6l). Gene Ontology annotation, cellular component: exocyst; plasma membrane. The record is from RefSeq and is a predicted model, not a curated record. Bases 105 to 998 code for a protein of 297 amino acids. Gene Ontology annotation, molecular function: phosphatidylinositol-4,5-bisphosphate binding. Gene Ontology annotation, biological process: exocytosis; Golgi to plasma membrane transport. The transcript is spliced from 8 exons. Lineage: Eukaryota; Metazoa; Chordata; Actinopteri; Characiformes; Serrasalmidae.